AUGCGAACCGGCUGGAUCACGGCGUCUGAGCAGGUUGUCGAACGUUUUGUUAGGCAUAGCGAAUGCAGCGUACAACAACCCGCGGGCCCAUCUCAAAUUAUACUUUAUAAGUUGUUGGAGGAGGCGUGGGGCCAUGGUGGGUACCUUGACUGGCUCAUCAAUCUCCGACUCGAGUACACAAAACGUCGUGAUACCAUCCUGCAUUCCUGCGAAAAUCACUUACCUCGCCCGAUAGCAAGUUGGGAUGCUCCCAUGGCAGGUAUGUUCCAUUGGAUUAAAGUCGAUUGGACCAAGCACCCUGCCUAUGGCUCCAAGCCGCUUCUAGAAAUCGAAGAUGAUAUUUUCAAGGCGACAGUAGAGAAAGGUGCUUUGCUAAGCAAGGGCAGCUGGUUUCGUGCCGAGCAAGGCCAUCCUGGUCAUGACAUGUUUUUCCGGACCACCUUUGCUGCCGCUCCGGAUGAUCAGAUCGAUGAGGGUAUUAGAAGGUUUGGUAGUGCCUUGCGAGAGGCUUUUGGCAUAUUGGAAAGUGCUACCAAUGGAACGACGUCUUGA
Bacidia gigantensis is the source of this 552-nucleotide messenger RNA. RefSeq lists its product as uncharacterized. Gene Ontology annotation, molecular function: L-2-aminoadipate:2-oxoglutarate transaminase activity; aromatic-amino-acid:2-oxoglutarate transaminase activity. Lineage: Eukaryota; Fungi; Ascomycota; Lecanoromycetes; Lecanorales; Ramalinaceae. Bases 1 to 552 code for a protein of 183 amino acids. The transcript is spliced from 2 exons. Gene Ontology annotation, biological process: L-tyrosine biosynthetic process; aromatic amino acid catabolic process. The record is from RefSeq and is a predicted model, not a curated record.